AUGUCGGUUGGCAAUAGCACUCAGCAGGUGUCAUACGGUGACCUCUCUGCCAUUCUGCAGGAGACGGAGCGAUAUGCCAAGGUGAUAUAUGCUUCCUCUUCCGAGCAGUUGCUUAACCAACUCCUGUUCGAUUAUUGGGAUGGCCAGGAGUCUUGUGAGAUGCGCACGAAGCCGCCUCAGAAGAUUUUGGAUGGGAUAGUCUUCACGGAAGUUCUGAUCCUGCGGGCAUGGAAUGAACACCGUUUGGGACAGGCAGGUGGAUACGUCUAUCCACUUCAUAACCGUUGCUUCCGUGCGCCCAACUUCCCGUACGACCUCCCGAAGCCCGAUCCGGAUAUGCAGGCAUAUAUUGAUCGGGUCAUCUUGGAUGAGCAUGGGAAUGUUCGAGACGUAGAUGACGCUUUCCCUGCCCGUCGCACCGCGAAACUCAUGAACGCUUACUACGCAAUCCCUGGCCCACUUGAGCCCAAUAGCUUGCGGGUACGUCCUGAGUUACCUCGCAAUGAUGUUGCAGCUGCUAAACAGCCUGACCCUUCGCCAGUGGCGGUUGAGCAACCCCAGAGUCGUCCUGAGCCGUCCGGAGACGCCAAAGCGAGGGGAUCGCAGGGCACAAAGUCCCGUCCAACUGCACAUGACGACCACAAUCGACUGGCAGACGCACCCGGCACCAAUCUGGACUUCCCCAACGGCAAUAUCACCGCCGUUGAAAUCCUGGCCUUCUUCCCCCACUGGCUCAAGUCAUGGGACGUAAUUGACCGCUUGGUCAGCAACGGUUGGACAACGAGCGUGAUGACCAGGGUUAUCAACUGUCUCCGUGAGAUGCCUAACGGACCAGUCGCUUCAAACACGGUCCUUCGCAUGAUGGCACCUUCCAUGCGCCAUCGCCCAGAGGGCCAGUACGCAAAAUGGACAGUUGGGUCUCACCAGAUGCCAGCGAACUGGGAUCCUUCCAGCAUCUCAGUGACUGGUUUUCGGACUCCUCGCCUGACCCAUCCUCGUACAGGCAAUGGUGCGGACACCUUGAACGCCCCUGUGCCUCCGAUUCCCUUCAAGGACCUUGCCCGUGGGGUAGAGUUCUGGCCCGCCGGUUAUGAUGCGCUGGACCUCACGCAGUGCAUCCAAUAUCACGUUGCACACCCUGAAGAGGAGUGGCGCUUCCCUACGGACUUUGGCGCGCUCCUGGACAGGAUUGGUAGGAUCACGGUACUCCCAGAACACUCCGAUAGUGUGGCGUUCCAACGUUGGUGUGCCAACAAGAAUCCUACUGAUUUGUCUAGGGUUUCUGAAGCAGCUCAAAGCAACGAAAACGCGCCCCGUGGCAACAAGCAGCGCCGGGAGGAGGUUGAUUCGUCGUCGCCGGGAUCCGGGCAGGUAGAGCGUCCUUCGAAGCGCUUGCGCAUUGAUUCUGCUGGCGAGUCUACCAAUAACGCGCAACAAGGCGGAGUGAAUGGUAUUAACGACGCCCAGUUCAACCCUAAUCCCGCUCAACCCCCUCCCGCGUGUUUCAACAGCCUCGGGUUCCAAUAUCUUCAUACCAUUCAUCUGCCUCCUCCACAUGAGGUCGAUGACAUGGCGGAGAACAUCCGCUGGUCACACCAAAACUACGAGCAGGGGUUCACACUGAGCCCGCAAGACAUUGCUACGGUUACGGCUCUGCGGAUCAGGUCUGGGUGGUGCUCAGUGCACUGUCUCAAUGCCAUGGGUAGGAGUGCGUGA
This is a messenger RNA of Westerdykella ornata, 1716 nucleotides long. RefSeq lists its product as uncharacterized. Lineage: Eukaryota; Fungi; Ascomycota; Dothideomycetes; Pleosporales; Sporormiaceae. Bases 1 to 1716 code for a protein of 571 amino acids. The record is from RefSeq and is a predicted model, not a curated record. The transcript has a single exon.